AUGACACCCAGUCGACGCAGCUCGCCACCGUUGCCUCUGCCGCUGCCGACGCGUGGCCAAUCCCAAACCCAGUCCCAGACCCAGUCCCAGUCCCAUCCACAGUCGCAGUCCCAUUCCCAGUCCCAGUCGCAGUGCAUGAGCGCCCACUUUCUGCACUUGCACUCGCAGCUGCAUCAGAAGCUCUCCGCCAGCUACUUUCGCAACCCGCCCUCGCCUUCGCCAACGGAACGGGAUCGCGACCGAGACAGGGACAGGGAGAGGGAAAGAGAGAGGGAGCGCAACAUCUCCGGCUCCGGCACAUCGCCGCCAGCGACGAGCAUGAGCGCAGCGCACCUGAAUCCGCUGAGCGAUCUGCAGAAUAUGCAGCCCUUUGACUUUCGCAAAAUCAACUCGUCCACGCUGGGCGCCUUCGGGGCGCCGCCCGGCCCCACAGACUUUGUGCACCAUCAGCACCAGCAGGCCGUACAUCUGCAGCAGCAGGCGGUACAGCAGGCGGCGGUGCUGGCGCAGGCACGACGUCGCAUUAAUGAAGCCACCACGCCCGGGGAGAAGAGCGCCGCGCAGCACCAACAGCAGCCGCAGCAGUCCAACAACAAUCAGGUGUCGGCAGCAGAACAUAGUCAUGGCCAUGGGCCGCACUCGCCAAAUCAUGCACAGAUGAACCACAGUCACAGUCACGGUCACGGACACAGUCACAGCCAGUAUCACCAGCACUCGCAUUCGCACCAUCACAAGGUAACGCAGCCCACAUCGCCGGAGGACACGAGCGCCAGCAAGGUGCGUCAUCUGGCCGCCGCCGUUGCUGGCGACAAGUCGAACAGCAGCUGUUCCUCGUCCAGCGCCUCCGGCAUACAGCCGGCAAGCAGUUCACAGCGCAUGACUCGGCUGGCUUUGGCUUCGGGUUCGGGCUCGGGCUCGAAUUUGCGUGCGAGCCGCAAAUCGGGACACUCGCCGGGCAGCAAGCGGCAAUGGGGCUCGAUGCCAGCCAAUUUGGGUACACAGUUCAUCAAUCCGGUGACCGGAAAAAAGCGCGUCCAGUGCAAUGUUUGCCUGAAGACCUUCUGCGACAAGGGAGCGCUCAAGAUCCAUUUCUCGGCGGUGCAUCUGCGCGAGAUGCACAAGUGCACCGUCGAUGGCUGCAGCAUGAUGUUCAGCUCGAGACGUUCACGCAAUCGGCACAGCGCCAAUCCGAAUCCGAAGCUCCAUUCGCCGCAUUUGCGGCGCAAGAUCUCGCCGCACGAUGGACGCAGCGCUCAGCCGCAUCCGCUGCUGCUGCAGGCGCCCAAUGGCAUCAUGGCGGGCCUGGGGCCGUUCGGUAGUUUCCCGUUGUUGACGCCGCCGCCGGAUCUGCGCCAUCAUGCGCUGGGUGGCAUGGAGCUGAAGCAUGGCGCCGGUCAGGAGUAUUUGCAGCGAUCCUAUAUGGACAACAAUGGCAUGCUCGGGCGGUACGAGGGUCAGCGGCGCAAGGCGGCGCUCGAGGCGGGCGAUGACGAUGAUGAUGAUGAUGAGAUACUCGAGGUGGGCAUACACAUGCCGGAUGACGAUGAUGACGACGACGAGGCGGAUGGCGAUGGUGAUGGCGACGAUGAUGAUGACGAUCCCGAUGGUGAUGGCAUUGUGGUUGUAGGCGAUGAGCUGGACAGCAUACCCGACAAGGACAAGCACAGCCACGAUGAUUACAUGCUGGACAACGGCAACGAAAGCGAUGAGCGCUCCACAUCCGCCAUCUCCAGUCACAGUCUCAGUCACAGUCACAAUCACAGUCACAGUCACAGUCACAGUCAUAGCCACAGUCACAGCCAAACCAAAGAGCAACAACAGCCCAGCCCCUGUCCGAGCAAGGCCGAGCCGGAGCCAUGCCCGGAGCCCGAUGAGCAACACGAGGAUUCACAGAGCCUCACGGAUUCAGCGCACGCACUCGGCCAGACGCCGGCCAGCAAGCGAAAGCGCAAAAGCCAAAAUCCUGUGCGCUGCACCGUGCAAUCCGAUGAGAAUUCUUGCGACAAUUCGCUGGAUAACUACGACGUGGCCGCCGACUUGUCCAUUAAGAAGAUCAAGCUCAACGACGAAGCCGAUACGGAGGCAGCGGAUACGGAUGCGCCUCGAAGAGCCCAACUGGGCGCUGCCACAGCCAAAGAAACCGAGGUGUUAACCAGCUCCACUGAGUCCACCAAGGCGAUACCCUCGCCCCCGCUAACGCCCUACACCAGUGAGGCCAAGUCGCUGAUAAAAAUGGAGCUAGAGGAGGAGGAGGAGGAGCAGCAAAAUCAGGAGCAGAGGCAGGAGCGCGAACUGCAGACAAAUGUGCAGCAGCAGCUGCCAACAUCGAGAAAUACAAAUACUCUGCAAGAUGAGGGCGCUGGCACCCUGGAUCUAUCGCUUAGCACGGCCAGUGGCUCAGUUAUCAAGCAGGAGCCGCUGGACGAGCUGGCGCUCACAUAUGGCGCCGAUGCGGACGAGAAUCGUUAUUUGCGCAUCAAGCAGGAGCUGCUUGGCGAGGAUGAGCAUGUCUUUGGACGUGCAGCGGUCGAGGAGAGCAGCACCAACAACAACAACGUUAUUAUAACUGAAAAUAUGUCGGGCAAGGGUGGCGACUCCAAUGGCAGCAUCAAGGCAGAGCCAGAGCGCGAACCCGAGCCGGAGCCAGAACCAGAACCAGAACCGGAACCAGAACCAGAGGUGCCCAUUGACAAGGAGAACCCAUUGAAAUGCACCGCCUGCGGCGACAUCUUUCAGAAUCACUUCCACCUGAAGACCCACUACCAAAGCGUCCAUCUGAAGCUCCACCACAAAUGCAACAUAGACGGUUGCAAUGCGGCGUUUCCAUCGAAGCGCAGCCGCGACCGGCACAGCUCGAACCUCAACUUGCAUCGCAAGCUGCUCUCCACCAGCGAUGAGCACAAUAAUGUGCUGCUGCCACCGGAUCCGCUGCUGGAGCUGAUGAGCAUCAACAAUAACAAGGUAUUUGGCAGUGCUGGUGGCGUCGCUGGCGCUGGCGGCCCUGCUGGCGUGCCCGUUACCGCAGCUGGCGGCAUGCCCAGCAGCAUUCAGGCUGAGCUUCUGGCACGCAUCUGCGCUGGCGCCCAUGGGCUGAGCAUGCCGCUGUGCUUUGAGGCGCUGCAGCAUCGCUUCGCUGCGGGCCAUGGACAUGGUCAGGUGACCGGCGGAUUCGGUGCGGAGGCAAAUGCGAAUGCAAAUGCCUUCAUUGCGGCAACCGAUCCGCGCCUGCUGCUCAACCAUGCCGGCAAUCCACUGCUCUUCCCCGGACUUCACAGACUGCCGCGCUUCCACCACUUGACGCCGCACAUGCUGGCCGGCGCCACUGCGCUGAGCCCCUUCUGCAGGCGAACCUCUUCCGAUUCAAAUUCGCAACACUCGAUAACACCGCCGGUGGGCGCACGUGGAGGUUGCGAUAGCAGCUCGCUAAUGGGUUUGCGACCACGUUCCGGAUCCGGUUCCGGAUCGCCCGAGUACGAUGGCCAGUCGACGCAUACGCAUGCACACACACAUAUGCACAAGCAGACGGCUGGCGAGGAGGCGGGGCAGAGCCAGCGGCAGUCUCCAGAUCGCAUAUCAUGACCAUGUACCUCGUACUAUGCCAAGGCGCUGGCAUUUUAUCACUGAAGGAUCGUCGUGGACAACAAAUUCAUUAAUGCAAUAUCAGGCUAAAACUUAGGACUACUACAGCAUUGCUCAUAAUCAUAAUCGAUAUUAAUCGAUAAAUCGGUCAACGACUUAUCGAUCGGAGGAGAAGAUAUCAGAAAAUUCGCAAUCCAAACUGCAGCUUGGCUCGCCAGCGCUCAUUAUAAACAAUACUUUUACUAGGCUAAUAUAAAAUAUUAGAUGGAUCAACUAGCAUUUUUUU
Drosophila novamexicana is the source of this 3865-nucleotide messenger RNA. RefSeq lists its product as uncharacterized. Lineage: Eukaryota; Metazoa; Arthropoda; Insecta; Diptera; Drosophilidae. Gene Ontology annotation, biological process: regulation of DNA-templated transcription. The transcript has 2 exons. Bases 1 to 3579 code for a protein of 1192 amino acids. The record is from RefSeq and is a predicted model, not a curated record. Gene Ontology annotation, cellular component: nucleus.